Messenger RNA from Microtus ochrogaster (prairie vole), 825 nucleotides. It is a transcript of the gene Isoc2, whose product is annotated as isochorismatase domain containing 2. Lineage: Eukaryota; Metazoa; Chordata; Mammalia; Rodentia; Cricetidae. The record is from RefSeq and is a predicted model, not a curated record.
CUAAGUGCGGCAAGCACCGAUUGGGUGGCUCGGCACGGGAGGGCAGGACAGUGACCCAAGGACCUCACGUGUCCCUACAGGGCAAAAAGGAGACCCAGUCCGGAGUCCGUGGGAAUCCAGAGGAGAAAAGUCACAGGUGGAAAGCGACCGGAUUCGAACCUGGGACAUUCAGGCAAUGGCAGCAGCCAGGGCUAGCCUGGGUAGGAUCCUCCCAGAGUCCUCCAUCUUGUUCCUGUGUGACAUGCAGGAGAAACUUCGAGACAGAAUCCUCUACUUCCCACAGAUCGUGUCAGUGGCCGCUCGGAUGCUUAAGGUAGCUCAGCUGUUGGAUGUCCCUGUCUUGUUGACGGAGCAGUACCCACAAGGCCUGGGUCCCACAGUUCCUGAGCUGGGCACUCAGGGCAUACAGGCCAUGAGCAAAACGUGCUUCAGCAUGGUGCCCCCACUGCAGCAGGAGCUGGACAGACGGCCUCACCUGCAGUCGGUGCUGCUCUGUGGCAUUGAGACCCAAGCCUGCAUCUUGAACACGGCCCUGGACCUCCUGGACCGAGGGCUACAGGUCCAUGUCGCGGUGGAUGCCUGCUCUUCUCAAAGCGAGAUGAACCGGCUGGUGAGCCUGGAUCGGAUGCGACAGAGCGGUGUCUUCCUGUCCACCAGCGAAGCGCUGAUUCUGCAGCUGGUAAAGGACUCUACCCACCCACGGUUCAAGGAGAUUCAGAAGAUCAUUAAGGAGCCAGUCCCAGACAUCGGACUUCUAAGCUUCUUCCAAGGCAAGAACAACCCCCUGUUGCUAAACUCCAGGCCCUGACUUGAAGGAAGGACCCA